CAUUAACAAAAACGUUGGUGCCAAAUGCAAACAACAUAUGGUGAAUGACCUGCAAAAGACGAUAGACACAUUAUGGAUGGAAGUUGUUUGGGCUAGUGAUGAGGUUGAGUAUGGUCAACGGUUGCAUCAACUUGAGCAAGCAUGUGUUGAUUAUAGUGGAUUUAUGAAUUAUGUGAAAGACACAUGGUUGACUCCACAUAGACAUAGAUUUGUUGGAGCAUGGAUUAAUCGAGUGCUACAUUUGGGUAACACAACGACUAAUCGGGUUGAAUCUGCUUAUUGGAAGUUAAAGCAGAUGUUAGGAAACAAUAUAGGUGACAUGGUCAAAUGUUGGGAAGCUAUGAAUAACAACUUGAGGUUACAACUGGGAAACAUUAGAGCUUCUUUUCAAAAGAGUUUUUACGAAGUUGAGCACGCGCACAUAAGUCCCUUUUAUGGUUAUUUGUAUGGUUCCGUAUCUCGAGCUGCUUUGAGACGUAUUGCUGAAGAGUUAUUGAGAGUUGAUUAUGUUAGAACUAACAGGAAAAUAUGUGGUUGUACUCUUAGAACAUCUUAUGGGUUACCUUGUGCUUGUGAGUUAGGAAGAUACGCACUAGGUGGUAUACCGAUACCCAUAGAUGUUGUUCAUGUUCAUUGGAGGAAACUAACUAUGGAAGUUGAGUUAGAGGUAGGUGCAGAUGAUGGAUUAGAGGUGGAUAUGACUUGUGCAAUGGAUGAACUGUGGAAACGAUUUAGGUCAUUAGAUGUUAUUGGGAAAAGGGCAUUAAAGAGUAGGGCAAUCCGUGCAUGA
This is a messenger RNA of Lathyrus oleraceus (garden pea), 790 nucleotides long. RefSeq lists its product as uncharacterized. The transcript is spliced from 3 exons. The coding region runs from base 38 to 790 and encodes 250 amino acids. The record is from RefSeq and is a predicted model, not a curated record. NCBI's taxonomy places the organism in Eukaryota, Viridiplantae, Streptophyta, Magnoliopsida, Fabales, Fabaceae.